This is a messenger RNA of Fusarium poae, 606 nucleotides long. RefSeq lists its product as uncharacterized. Gene Ontology annotation, biological process: nucleotide catabolic process; pyrimidine nucleobase metabolic process. The transcript has 2 exons. The record is from RefSeq and is a predicted model, not a curated record. Bases 1 to 606 code for a protein of 201 amino acids. Gene Ontology annotation, molecular function: nucleotidase activity. NCBI's taxonomy places the organism in Eukaryota, Fungi, Ascomycota, Sordariomycetes, Hypocreales, Nectriaceae.
AUGUCAAGCCUCAUCGACUCUUACUUCAAAUCUCAUCUCGGACUCACACCAGAAGAAGCUGAACGUCUCCACAAAGAUUACUAUCAACAAUACGGUCAAGCAAUUGAAGGUCUCGUGCGCGAUUAUCAGAUUGAUGCUCUGGACUACAACGCCAAAGUCGAUGACGCGCUUCCCCUCGACGACCUCAUCAAACCCAACCCUCAACUACGACAAUUUCUUGAAGACAUUGAUACAUCAAAAGUCAGACUCUGGCUUUUGACCAACGCGUAUGUCAAUCAUGGAAAAAAAGUCGUUAGGUUGUUGGGCGUGGAUGAUUUAUUCGAGGGUUUGACGUACUGCGAUUAUACCCAGGUGCCGUUUGUUUGCAAACCGCAGAAGGAAAUGUUUAUGAAAGCCAUGAGAGAAGCAGGAGUUUCUGAUACUUCCAAGUGUUAUUUGAUUGAUGAUUCUCACAAGAAUUGUGUUGGAGCUCAAAAAGCUGGUUGGAUGGCUAUUCAUUAUGUAGAAGAGGGGUUCCCUUUGCCUGAUACACCUGCAUCACAGCAUCAGGUUCGUAGUCUUGAGGAGUUGCGAUCGCUUUAUCCUGAGUUUUUCAAGGAUGGGUAG